Messenger RNA from Nilaparvata lugens (brown planthopper), 2787 nucleotides. RefSeq names its product excretory canal abnormal protein 6-like. The record is from RefSeq and is a predicted model, not a curated record. Bases 8 to 289 code for a protein of 93 amino acids. Lineage: Eukaryota; Metazoa; Arthropoda; Insecta; Hemiptera; Delphacidae. The transcript is spliced from 2 exons.
CAAGAAAAUGAAGAAAAUUCGAGAGGUGAAAUCUCAACUGGCAGUUCACUUCUGUGAGGAGCCUGCUGCUUUCCAGCUGAAUGACUGCUAUCAGCUGUUUGCUGACUUCUUCACCAAAGUCAACAAAGUUAUGCAAGAAAACGAUCAGAUGAAGAAAACGGAAGAAAAGGCUGCAAAAUCGACAGCUGAGAAGUCAACGAAAAACGAGGUAGUAAAAGUGAAGAAGAGGCAAAUUUUUGACAAAAAAGUCGAACAGCUCAUCAACGAAGCGAAAAAUGGGGCGUACUAGAUGGAGUAACUACUGGAUCUAGGUGCUAGGUGAAGAUGCAUUAACGGUUAACACACUAGUCUUAAGAAGUCAUCAAGUUAGCUCAGUUAAAUGACAAUAGACAAUGGAUUGUCUUGCUCUGAUGUCUUGUUAGUGAUUGAAUUUUUAAUGUCUAGUCUGAAGUUCCAUAUAUUAUUAUAGUUGUAAGAUAUUAACAUCGAUUAAUUGUUUCUAAUUUGAUUCAACUCACUAGUCUUUCAUAAAAUAUUCACGAAGUUAUUCAGCCUAAGUGUAUUCAAACAUGACGAUAGACAAUAAUUCAUUGUCUUAUUCUAAUUAUGUAUCAGUAAAUACCUAUGUAUCUAUUGUUUAAAAUUUUUCAUAGUUGAUUUCAUAAUAGUUGUUGAGUUCAAACACAAUUAUUAUUAAUCUUUGAGUUCUCAAAAACGACAAUGGACAAUAACUGAUUGUCUGGUUAUGAUUUCGAGUGUAUAUUAUAUUACCUGUUUUAUUUGUACGGUAGUAAAGAUAGAGGUAUAGUAUUAUAUUAUUACUUUGUUUAGUAUUAUAUUAUUAAUUAUUAUUACUUUGGAUAGAGUUGCCUCUGACUCUGAUAUUAGGUCGUUUUCUGUAUUUUUCAAGAAUGUUAUUUUUAAAUCGACAAUGCUUUUAAGGACAAGAUGUAAGUUGUCCAGUAUUUUCUUCGUAUGUAAGUAACUUUUGAGACUUGAAGGCUUUUAGAGAUAUUUUAUAUUAUGUAACUUUAAACUAUUUUCUUUUUUGCACAUCUCUAAUUAUUUGUAUAGAAAUGAUUGACAUUUUAUUUUUGAUCUAGAAUAAUGUUGAAAAAUUAAUUAUUAGCAUUGAUCUCAUCUCUUUAGUCUGAAAAAAUCUAUGUAAGUCUACGUCUGAAAAAGUUCCAAAGUAACUGAUUGGUCUGAAAACGUUUUAAAGUAACUCACAAGUCUGAUAGCGAAGCUUGCUUAAUUAAUGGAUAGAACGUAUGGAAUUAGUUUAUAGUUUUUUAUUGUAGAAUAGAAGUGACUUUGAUAUUAGUGUAGUCAAUUUUAUCCAAUAUAUUGAAAAUUAUAACUAUAUUAUUAGAAUUAUUAUUUAAAUUGAUUUCUAUUAACAUUGGAAGAAUAGUAACUUGAGCAGUGAUGCAAACAACGCUUUACAACAAUAUCCUAUAAUGUGAAUGCUUCAAGAUAUAAUGUUUGGUAAACACAAGAAAAUAUUUUCAUUUUUUUUUUUAUUCAGGAUAUUACUCCAUUUGGAACUGUUCAAAAUGCAAAAUUAAAAAUUGAUACUUUUAUGACAUUUUUAUUCUGUGAUAACGGAUCUCAGGGAAUAGGUAGUUCAAUUUUGAAUAGAAUAAUAUUUUUAAAUCAAACUUAGGAUAAAUACAGACUGAUAUUUCUAAAACAUAAGUUAGGGAGUCAUUAACAAUAAACAAAAUAUGUUAUAGAAGAUUCUAGUAAUAAAUGUUAUAGGUGGUACUAUAAUUUAUGUUAGGUAGUAAUUAAUAAUAAAUGCAAUAUUUUAAUGAUUGGUUCUAAUAAUGGAAUAAAUAAUCGUGCAACGGAAGGCUUUGAAAAUAGGAUAGAGUAAUUCCAAUACUCUUUCGAAGAUUAAGUUUAAGUUUAACUACUUCUUGACACUGCUUUUCUUCUCCCUUUCUCUGUUAUCCGUCUCCUCUUUGAAGCUGUUUCUAUUCUCUUCUGACAUUCGAACCUGUACCUCUUGUAACCGGUGCGUUCCUUCUCUCUUUCUUCUUCUCUUGUAUCCGUUUCCUCUUUGAAGCAUCUUCCUAAUUUUUCCUGACAUUAGAAUAACUACUCCUUGACGCUGUUUUUCUCUCCCCUUUCUCUAUUAUCCGUCUCCUCUUUGAAUCUGCUUCUUCAUUUAGACAGGGGGGUUCUCCUUGUCACCGGUGGUUCUUUUCUUCUUUCUUCUUCCUUCUCUCUUAUCCGUCUCCUCUUUGAAGCUACUUCCUAAUUUGUUCUGACAUUAGAGGCGCUGCUUGUCACCGCCGAUACAUUGUCUUUGAAGGUUCCAAGACCUUUUUUGAUAUUUCCUAGGCCUCCAAGUUAUCAGUAAUCUAGGCAAUAAAACUAGUUCCAUUAAACCUGAAUAGCUUUAAGUAAUCUAUAUUGAUGAAUUGAACUUAUUUGAGUUAUAGGGCCCUUCACAGUGUACCUAAUUAUCUAAAUAGGUACAUAAUAUUAAUUACUCCAUAACACAGUGAUAAUAAAAAUGAAUUAUUUAUUUUAUAUAAUAACGUUAAUGAUAUUGGAAUAAAAGUAAAGUGAAGCCAAAAUAUAUUAUAAUAAUAAGUGAUGGUUGUAAUGCUAAUAAGUAAUUUGAGAAAGUUUUGAUCUUCAAAAUGUGUGAUAAGUGAAUACCGGUGCUCAUAAAAGAUUUGUGAUUCUUACUGAUAAGUGAUCAAUGUAUUACAUCGUUAUAGUCUUCCAAUUAUGUGAUAAGUAAAUACCAGUGUUUAUGUAAUGUCUGUCAAU